Molecule: messenger RNA, 1318 nt
Organism: Ectocarpus siliculosus
Lineage: Eukaryota; Phaeophyceae; Ectocarpales; Ectocarpaceae
Source: the annotation of a GenBank genome assembly
UACUCCGUGCACACGAGUACAGAACUCUUCCGUGCGUUGUGCUGGUGUUGUGUGCUCGGGGGGAAGCCAUAUCUGGUAGAGGCUGCAGAAGGGGCAGUAUCAGAGACGAUGCUUCGUGGUUAGUAAAUGCAAUUCACGCUCAGGCCCUUGAAUGCAGCGGCAGCAUCAGCGGGUUGCUGCACCAGAAGGCCUGCGACGGCUGCUGAGGAACGAGGGAAAGACGAACAUGACCUACUCUCGCAGGGUAGAGCCCAUGUAUGCUUCAAAGCCAAGCCUGGUUGACCUGGAGGCGGGCGGCACCGAUCUUGCCAACUCAAAGACGACGGCAGCGUUGUGUCGUCCCACGAUGCCUCGUUUGACCUUGGCUGCUAUCGUGGUUCUCUUGCAAGCGGCGGCGAUUCUGGGGCUCUUGGUUAGCCUUGCUCUUACUCGAGAUCGCUGCAGAACUGCUGCUGCUACCGAGAGCUUCCACGUUGGGCCGCGAGUGGUCUUCGUGGACAGCCAAGCAUCGAAAGAGCUGACGCAUCUCAUAAUGGUGCCGUGCCACGGGGUAACGGUAACAGAAUCGCUGGAGGGCGCGGACAGCAGAGACGGCGAUUGGUUCUUGCUAGACUAUCAGAAGGGGAAGGACGUCCCCCGUGCGCUAGUGGGGCACAUACAGGGUGGCUUGGACGCGCUGGAUGCUGACGAGAACGCGCUGCUCCUUUUCUCGGGUGGCAAGACAAGAGGACCCGCGGGACCGAAGAGCGAGGGAGAGUCAUAUUUCUUCGUCGCGGACCACUACGACUGGUGGGGCAAGCCGGACUUGAGGGCGAGAGCUUCGACCGAGGACUUUGCACGAGACUCCUUCGAAAACGUGUUGUUUUCCAUAUGCAGGUUCAAAGAAAUCACUGGCGACUACCCCACGAAGAUCACUGUGGUGGGGUUCGACUUCAAGGAGGACCGCUUUGAACAUCUGCACAUGCCUUCCCUGCGGUUCCCGCCGGAGGCGUUCCGAUACGUGGGAUUACACCCCGAGGGGCGGUUUGACCACGCUGCCGCUGCCGAGGGCGAACGAACGUCGGCACUAGAGCCAUACCGAUCGGACCCGUAUGGCUGCGCCGUUGGCGGCACUUUAGUGCAAAAACGACAUGCCCGGGACCCUUUCCACAGAACGCCACCAUAUAGCAUGGUGUGUCCGGAAAUGUCCGAACUGUUGGGGUGGUGCGAGACUGAGCUCUUCACGGGCGACCUACCGUGGUCCCCGGCGAGUGAGGAGGGAACAGAAGAAGGGUCCGGUGUGCGCGAAAGGCUUCGAAGAUAAGGCGGGCGGUGGCGG